GCGGGGCCGGGAACGGGCGGGUCCCGCCGCUUCCGCGGGGCCGGGCCCGGAAGGGAACUUUGUCGCUUGGUGCGGGCGGGGGAGCCGUGCCCGCCCGGACUGGGGGUGUGCGAGUGCCCCGCGUCCCGCCGCCCCUCGGCCCCGGCCGCCCGUGACAGCGGCGUGGGGAACGCGCUCUCCGCUCCCCGCCCCGGGGGAGCUCCCCUGGGCGGGCGGGGGCCGUGUGGAGGGUGCCGCUCUCCCCAGAGAGAGCCUGCACCCGCGGCAGUGCGGGCAGCGCCAGCGGGGCAGUGGCUGUGCCCCUGUGCUCGGGGCCACGCCUCGGCCGCCGUGCCCUGCUCCGUGCGCUCGCUACAGGAAGGGCUUUCAGGCGCUGGAGCGUGUCCGGAGAAGGGCAGCGGAGCUGCUGAGGGGUGUGGAGCGCAGGUCCUAAGAUCUUCAUGUAACUGGCUGAAAAAUGGUUCUGCAAGAUGACUGCACCAGCUCUAAGACUGUUGGAAUGGAGGCUAUCUUCACUUUGACAUGAAGUGUGAAGUUUGUUAGUCACCACUUCUAUUUCUUUUUUACAGUUAUUGUGGAAGGUUCCAAAUGGUGUGGGUUUUUAUCAUGAACCGGAUGAGCUCCCAGAGCAGCUCAUCUGCUCAGCGCAGGCGAAUGGCUCUAGGAAUUGUCAUUCUCCUCCUGGUUGAUGUCAUCUGGGUGGCCUCUUCAGAACUCACUUCUUAUGUUUUUACAAGGUACAACAAACCCUUUUUCAGUACAUUUGCAAAAACAUCCAUGUUUGUCCUAUACCUCUUGGGAUUUAUUGUUUGGAAGCCGUGGAGGCAACAGUGUACUCGUGGGUUUCGUGGAAGGCAUGCAGCUUUUUUUGCAGAUGCUGAAGGUUAUUUUACUGCUUGUACAACAGAUACCACUGUGAACAGUUCUCUGAGUGAACCUUUAUAUGUUCCUGUAAAGUUUCAUGAUUUGCCAACUGAAAAAAAUGGCAGUAAUAGUAGUGAUGCAGAGAAAACACCCAAGAAGCCUCGUGUGAGGUUCAGUAACAUCAUGGAGAUCCGGCAGCUGCCAUCAAGCCAUGCUUUGGAGGCAAAGCUGUCCCGCAUGUCCUAUCCAACAGUGAAGGAGCAGGAAUCCAUCUUAAAGACUGUGGGAAAACUCACUGCCAGCCAAGUAGCAAAAAUUAGCUUCUUCUUUUGCUUCGUGUGGUUCUUGGCAAAUUUCUCGUACCAAGAAGCUCUGUCAGAUACCCAAGUUGCCAUAGUUAAUAUCUUGUCAUCAACCUCUGGGCUUUUUACAUUAAUCUUAGCUGCAGUCUUUCCCAGUAACAGUGGAGAUCGGUUUACCCUGUCCAAGUUAUUAGCUGUUAUUUUAAGCAUUGGUGGUGUGGUACUUGUUAACCUUUCUGGAUCUGAAAAAUCUGCUGGAAAAGAUACAAUAGGUUCCAUUUGGUCUCUUGCAGGAGCAAUGCUAUAUGCUGUCUACAUAGUCAUGAUAAAAAGGAAAGUAGAUAGAGAAGAUAAACUUGACAUACCAAUGUUCUUUGGUUUUGUAGGACUGUUUAAUCUGUUGCUGCUGUGGCCAGGGUUCUUCCUGCUUCACUAUACUGGAUUUGAAGCAUUUGAGUUUCCCAAUAAACUGAUAUGGAUGUGCAUUGUCAUCAAUGGCCUUAUUGGAACAGUUUUGUCAGAGUUCCUCUGGCUGUGGGGCUGUUUUCUUACCUCAUCACUGAUAGGCACACUUGCCCUAAGCCUUACAAUACCUCUGUCCAUAAUAGCUGACAUGUGCAUGCAAAAGGUGCAGUUUUCCUGGUUAUUUUUUGCAGGAGCAGUACCUGUAUUUUUUUCAUUUUUCAUUGCAACUCUCUUGUGUCACUAUAACAACUGGGAUCCAGUGAUGGUGGGAAUCAGAAGAAUUUUUGCCUUUAUUUGUAGAAAACAUCGAAUUCAGAGAAUGCCAGAAGAAAGUGAGCAGUGUGAAAGCCUCAUCCCUAUGCAUAGUGUUUCACAGGAUGGAGAUGGCUGCUGUUCAUAGACAGAAGUUUGAAAAUGGAUUGAUGCCCAGCGAAGAGACAAUCUUCUGGAAAAGUCCCUAAGGAAUCAUGUUUCAGUGCCUAUUCUGAAUUUGUAGUAAAAAUAAGAAGUUUCAGUUCUUUUGAAACUCUAAACUUUUUCUCUUUCUUGCUUUCAUCUGAUUUUAUAAAUGAACAGAUCUACUACAUGCCUGUCACCAUGGGAGUCUUAGUCCGUCUGAGCAACCAACCUGCCUUAUAACACUUGAGCUGGUGACAUUACUUGACAAAAUCAAGAAAGCAAAUGCUGUUAAGUGAUUUCUUUCUUUUUUAAGUCACAAUUUUGUUAAAUGCUGGACAAUAUUAUUUUUAAAAGAUACUUUAAAGUGAGUUAUGUAAAUAAGUUUGCAGGUCAUCAAGUCUUACAGGCUUUCAGAUGAAAAGCUAAAUAGAUAUGUUACCUGUAGUAGGUACAAAUUAAAUUUUUAUGUUGUAUAAACUAUUUGCAUAUUAAUAGAUGAAAACAGAAAAAUAAUUUAUUAAGUGCAUUCCUAUAAUUACUGAGGCAGGAUCUUUGUACGGUCCUGGAACACUAUAAAUAUAAUGUCUUAGGCCAUUUUGAGUAGCCUUGUCAUGGUAAUGGGUGCUGAUGUUUAAAAAUCAAAAAAAUUGCCCAGCAAUCAGGAAUGCUUAAAAUUUCAGUGAAUGGUCAAAUAUUUCUAAUUACAAUACAUUUGGGUAUACAUUCUUAUACAUGGUUUAAAACAGACUGGUUCUGUAACCCAUUCUCAGUCCCAGUUGUCUCUCAGACAUGGAAAUUUUCAUGUUUAGCUUCCACAUUGUAAAAGAGAUCAAAUUCAUUUGUGGAAGUUUUCAAUCAAUGGGUUGGCAUUACGCUAAUCUUCUAAGCAAUAUGAAGAGGAAAGGUGUUUGCAUUGAUUUUUCUUUCCCCCCAGCUGUAUUAAUAAAUUUAUUCUAAUACUGAUAAUUAUCUUCCUUCCACUGCAGUGUUUAAUCCUUUUGAAUCCAGAAAAGCUAUUAUAAUUAUGUUCAGGAAAAUUUGAAAUUACUCAAUGCCAUUUUUCAGCUCCUGGCCUAUAAGACACUUAGAUCAAAGUUAAUUUUGGCUUUUGAUGGAUUUGAGUUUUUUUAUAAUAAAUGUAAGAUGGAUUUUUAGCCAGGAGUAUUUUCUUCCACAUAACAAGGUUAUUAAUAAUGUAGGGUAUUUCUAGUGUCUUUCCACGCAUAUACAGAAGGAUGACAUAGCAGAAAUGCCUGUCCAUAUUUUGGCACUCAGUAAUGAUCCUCCCAAAAGCAAUUUUGGUGUUUUGGUAAUAUAACUACUAUUUAAGAGGUAAAGUAGGAAAGCAACAUGCUUAAACUCUACAUUUAUAGAAGAAAUCGAGCUAGCAGCUGGAAUUGAAGGACUGUGUGUAGAGUAGGAAGACAAAAUGAACCUGGGCUAUUCUGUUCAAUUAUUUAACCUUUAUCAAGUUUUUCCUUCUUGUUUUUAAUACUGGAUUGCACUACAAACUUUGGGGAUCUGAGGCAUGUCUUUAAGAUGAAAUAGUAAGUCCUUCUUGGACCCUAAAUAAGAAUUAAAAAAACCCCAAAACCAACCACAACAAAAUCACAAACCCAAAAGAGACAAGUAAAUCAAUUAAAUUUCACAGUUAAAUUUCCAAACCCUACAAGUAGUGGGGUCGCAAAUGCAGUAUAUUGAACUAAUUUUAUUUGGGUAGAAUUUUCAGGCAUUUUUUGAUCAGUGGAGUUUCCCUGGGUUUGGAUUUGUCCUUCAAAAUUAUGACAAAUUUAGAGGAUGUUUGCUUUAACAUUUUUCAAGAGGUAUUGUUAAUGCCUACUCACAAUAAAAAAAAAAGUCUCUUUUCAGUUAAUUAAAUGUUUCAGUGAGAUCCUGUGGAAUAUUUGAUACCAGGCAUUAACUCCAAAAUGGAAUCAGCUGGGACUUGUGGCACUGUGGCAUCAGUGCAUUAAGCCUGGGAAAACCAAGUUUGCUUUCAGAUGGGCAAUGACAAUAUUUGUAGCAAAAUUUUCUAUGACUGUUUUUUGCAAUUGGUCAUGCAGACAGGAUUGGAUCUGUAAUAUCAAAUAUGCAGUUGCUGUUCAUAUUUGCCCUGAUGUUCAUGGCUUAAAGUCAAAGCUCAUCAUAGCCUCCCAUGUAUAUGACUGUUAAUUCUCAUUAUUCAUUAGUUUGAGAGGUUAGGAAAAGAAGCACUAAGAGAAUAUUCUUCUGUCUCUGACCCCAGGAAUGUUGAAGAACAUUCAGUAAAUUCAAAGUCAGGGCUUUCCAAAUGUUUUUCACAAAAAUGUGGUUGUUUGUUUUUGUUUUUUUUUUUUUAAUGAGAUAUGAAAUAUUUUUAUCUUGGGGCACUAGGUAGCUUAAGCUGUGUUUUUGCAUUAAAUUACAAUUCUUUAAAUAGUAGGAACAAAACAAACUGUCCUUGCAGAAAGGAUUUUUAAACAGUGGUGCCCCUGUAGUUACAGGAAACGUGUUACACUUUUAAUUACAGAAGCUAUGACAUACAGCAUUGUUCCUGCAUUUAAUAGAAUGUGAUGGAGCUUUUUCUACAAAACCUUGUGAUUUUUAGUACAAUGAUAUUUUAUAAAUAUAAAUGUCUGAUUUGAAAUGUAAAUUGCAUAGCUCUCUAAUGGAUGUUUGGUAAAUGCACAAGAGAUUUAGCUUUGAUUCUCAGGUACCUCUGAUGCAAUGGAGACGUGCUGGGUAUUUCUUCCCUGUGACACAACUGGAAUGUGAAGGAGCUGUCUCGUGAAUGCUUUAGCUCUGCGUGGUAGGGUAUAUUGUCAUUGCUCUUACUGUUUCAAUUUGGGAAUGGCUUCAUUCUGACUUACGUCUUGUAGGAGCCCACAUAUUCUUUAGAAAAAUAAUGUCAAGCAUUUCUUUGAUUGUCACCCAAUGGUUAAGGAACAGUGAUUUCCCAGGCCUGCAAAAUGGUGAAUGAAUACUAUGUGUUGCUCUGUCAAACAGUUGAACUAAUUCCUGUAAUCCUUUGAGACAACCAACAAUUUCUUCUGUGUGUGCAAUUGAGGUUUUGGGGCUGUUUGGUUUUUAUAUAUGAAGGAAAUUAUGAUAAUUUGCCAAAAGCUACAAAGCAUGCCUUUGCUUUUAGGGUUUUGAUGAGUCUUGGCUAGUUUGAUGAGCAGUGUGCUGCACUUCAAAGGCAGAAAAGGAUUUCAGUUUUUCUGGCCACUUUGUGUUAGGUUUCAGUCAUACUGAAAAUGUGUUCCCUGCAAGGGGCUGCUGCUGAUAGAGUUCUGGUUCAGCAAGGGAUGGAAGUGCCACAUCUGUAACAAAGUCUGGGGCACAUGAGUGCUCCUGAAGGCACUGAGGGCUUGCUCUUUGGUUUUCCCAAUGUUCAGUGCAUCCUGCUCUUGGCUUCUGGCCUCUGGGAAUGCCUGUAAGGGGUAGGGGCUGUAGGACAGGACUGGUCUGGCUGGGCUGCAGGGACUGCACACAGACUCAGAAGCUGGAGGCUGAGGCACAGCCUGUGUGUCCCUGUGUGAGUAUUUGUGGAAAUGGGGUGUUGAGCAGGGCUGUUGUUCAACCCAGGGAACUGCAGGUGAUUCUUGGUCUGUUCAUGGCAGACCUCCUUGGAAUGUACUGACAAAAACAGGAGGGCUUGCAAAUUGCUUUUCUUGGUGUGUGCUGCUGUAUUUUGUCAUUCCUGUCACAAUACUCGUGCCUAGGUACUGCUAUUCACAGCUGUGAUGGCUUUAAAUAAGGUGGCAAAACGAUUUCUUUGUAAUUCUUGGUUCCAUUUUUCUUAAUGUUGAAUGUUAUUUUUCCUAUUCCCUACUGAAGAUCCUCCUGUCUUAGGGGAAUUAUGUUACUGAGCUAAACUGAGCUAUCAGAGGACAGGGAAAACCUGUUAAAUUUUGGGGAUAGGCUGAGUUUAUGGACACACUUUGAAUUUCAUACAGAAAUAGACCUGAGAAAGGCAGAGUGUAAUUGAAGUGAAGAACUGGCAUGCUCAAAAAUCAACAAAUUAAUGUUAAUAUCACAAUGUUGGGUUAUAUGGCUAACUGUAGGAUGGUACUUUGUAACAAUUUCCUUUACUUGGCAUAAGUUUUGAGUUAGUUAUCAUUUCUGUUCUGGCUGUCACAUGUAGUGCCUGUGAUUGAAUAGUUUUAACUCCAGUAGCAUUUAUGUGAUUCGCAAACUGUUGUUAUGCAUUUUUCCCUGUCUAAUCCACGAUUUCAUUAAUGUUGUAUUUUGUUUUACAUGAUCAUUUCAGGGCAUGAUUUCUCAGGGAAAUAUGGAUGAUACCAUAUGUUGUGAGAGCCAAUAACUAAUUCCUGCUUUUAAAAUCACUGCAAACAUUUCUAGGUUUCACUCAAACAUUUCAUGUCAUGUAACUUCCAUGUUGAAUUUCCUUAGGCUUAUCAGGUAAAUUAUGCUGAGAAUGUUGAGAGCAUUUAAAGAUGUCAAUAAAAUUUACUCUGCCCAA
Motacilla alba alba is the source of this 6495-nucleotide messenger RNA. RefSeq names its product solute carrier family 35 member F5 (gene SLC35F5). The transcript is spliced from 17 exons. Gene Ontology annotation, cellular component: membrane. NCBI's taxonomy places the organism in Eukaryota, Metazoa, Chordata, Aves, Passeriformes, Motacillidae. Bases 589 to 2031 code for a protein of 480 amino acids. The record is from RefSeq and is a predicted model, not a curated record. Gene Ontology annotation, biological process: regulation of peptide transport.